Messenger RNA from Equus quagga, 2645 nucleotides. Its product is annotated as WD repeat-containing protein 75. The record is from RefSeq and is a predicted model, not a curated record. Gene Ontology annotation, cellular component: nucleolus. Gene Ontology annotation, molecular function: protein binding; RNA binding. The coding region runs from base 33 to 2525 and encodes 830 amino acids. Gene Ontology annotation, biological process: positive regulation of transcription by RNA polymerase I; positive regulation of rRNA processing. Lineage: Eukaryota; Metazoa; Chordata; Mammalia; Perissodactyla; Equidae. The transcript is spliced from 21 exons.
CCGCGGGCGCGAGGUCCUGCGUCUGCGCGAAGAUGGUGGAGCAGGAGUGUGUCCGCGUGGUUCGUUGUGGCGGCAGCGAGUUGAACUUUAGGAGAGCGGUGUUCUCUGCAGAUUCUAAGUAUAUCUUCUGUGUCUCUGGAGACUUUGUUAAAGUUUAUAGCACAGCUACAGAAGAAUGUGUACACAUAUUGCAAGGGCACAGAAAUCUGGUGACUGGCAUCCAACUCAACCCCAACAACCAUCUACAGUUAUAUUCUUGUUCCUUUGAUGGCACAAUUAAACUGUGGGACUAUGUGGAUGGCAUUUUGAUAAAGACUUUCAUAGUUGGACAUAAACUUCAUGCCCUCUUUACUGUUGCUCGUGCUGAAGAUUCUGUCUUUGUUACAAUAAAUAAAGAAAAACCAGAUAUAUUUCAGCUGGUUUCAGUGAAACUGCCAAAAUCAUCAAGCCAAGAAAUAGAGUCUAAGGAGCUUUCCUUUGUUUUGGAUUACAUAAACCAGUCACCCAAGUACAUCGCCUUUGGAAAUGAGGGAGAAUACGUUGCUGCAGUACGGGACUUUUACUUGUCUGUUUAUUUUUUCAAAAAGAAAACAACAUCGAGGUUUACUUUAUCAUCAUCAAGAAAUAAGAAGCAUGCUAAGAACAAUUUUACGUGUGUGGCAUGUCACCCAAAGGAAGAUUGCAUAGCAACUGGUCACAAGGAUGGCAAGAUCCGUCUUUGGAGGAAUUUUGAUGAUGAUAAGAAAUAUACAUACACAUGUUUACAUUGGCACCAUGAUAUGGUUAUGGAUUUGGCUUUUUCAGUGACAGGCACCAGUCUGCUGAGUGGUGGCCGUGAGUCUGUCCUUGUCGAGUGGCGCGAUGCAGCAGAGAAGAAUAAGGAGUUCCUCCCCCGUUUAGGAGCUACUAUUGAACAUAUCUCCGUCUCCCCAGCGGGGGAUUUGUUCUGUACUUCUCACUCUGAUAAUAAGAUAAUAGUCAUUCACCGAAACCUUGAGGCAUCCGCAGUAAUUCAAGGCCUAGUGAAAGACAGCAAUAUCUUUACUGGUUUGAUGAUUGAUCCAAGAACUAAAGCUUUGGUUUUGAAUGGAAAACCUGGCCACUUGCAGUUUUAUUCUCUCCAGAGUGAUAAGCAGUUAUACAACUUGGAUAUUGUACAGCAAGAAUAUAUCAAUGAUUACGGUCUGAUCCAAAUUGAGCUAACAAAGGCUGCAUUUGGCUGCUAUGGUAACUGGCUUGCAACGGUAGAACAACGUCAAGAAAAGGAAACAGAGCUGGAGUUGCAAAUGAAACUGUGGAUGUAUAAUAAGAAAACACAAGGGUUUGUUCUUAAUACAAAGGUUAACAUGCCACAUGAAGACCACAUCACAGCUCUCUGUUUCUGUAAUGCAGAAAAAUCUGAAAACCCCACCUUGGUUACAGCUAGUAAAGAUGGUCACUUCAAAGUGUGGAUAUUAACAGAUGAUUCUGACAUAUACAAAAAAGCUGUUGGCUGGACCUGUGACUUCGUCGGUAGUUAUCACAAAUACCAAGCAACUAACUGUUGUUUCUCUGAAGAUGGCUCUUUACUAGCAGUUAGUUUUGAGGAAAUAGUUACAAUAUGGGAUUCAGAGACAUGGGAACUUAAAUGUACAUUUUGUCAACGAGCUGGGAAAAUAAGGCACCUUUGCUUUGGGAGACUGACUUGUUCAAAGUAUCUUCUUGGUGCUACUGAAAAUGGUAUUCUUUGCUGUUGGAAUCUGCUCAGUUGUGCAUUGGAAUGGAGUGCAAAAUUAAACGUUAGAGUUAUGGAGCCUGAUCUUAAUUCAGAGAAUAUUGCUGCAAUCUCUCACUCUUCCAUGGGUUCAGACUUGUUUGUAUUUAAACCUAGUGAGCCAAGGCCAUUGUAUAUUCAAAAGAAUAUCUCCAGGGAGGAAGUCCAGUGGGGAGUGUUUGUCCCACGAGAUGUUCCUGAAUCAUUCACCUCAGAAUCUUACCAGUGGCUGAACAGAUCCCAGUUUUACUUUCUAACAAAAUCGCAGAGUUUAUUGACAUUAAGUACAAAGUCUCCAGAAGAGAAACUCACACCCACAAGCAAACAGCUACUAGCAGAAGAAAGUCUUCCGACAACCCCAUUUUAUUUCAUAUUGGGAAAGCACAGGCAACAGCAGGAUGAGAAAUUAAAUGCAGCUUUAGAGAAUGAACUGGUACAACUACCCCUAACAGAAAACAUACCUGCAAUUAAUGAGCUGCUUCACACUCCAGCCCAUGUACUACCCUCUGCUUCCUUCCUGUGCUCCAUGUUUGUAAAUUCCUUGCUGCUGUCAAAGGAGUCUAAGAGUGCUGAAGAAAUUCCUGAUGAUGUGGAUAUGGAAGAAGAAAAAGAAAGUGAUGAUUCAGAUGAAGAAAAUGACUUUACUGAAAAGGUCCAGGAUACAGAUAACACAGAUUUGGGUGAAGACAUUAUACAUCAGUUGUCAAAAUCUGAAGAAAAAGAACUGAGAAAAUUCAGGAAAGUGGACUACAGCUGGAUAACUGCUCUUUAAGCCUUAGAGAUGGGGGCGGGUUCUUGUACUUUUUUUUGUAUGUUGAUACUCAAAAAACAUCUUUUUUAAUGUUUUCUCUGUUCUUAAAAUAUUAAAUAUUAACAGACUUUACUUUUUAAA